Molecule: messenger RNA, 516 nt
Organism: Homalodisca vitripennis (glassy-winged sharpshooter)
Lineage: Eukaryota; Metazoa; Arthropoda; Insecta; Hemiptera; Cicadellidae
Product: axoneme-associated protein mst101(1)-like
Exons: 3
Source: RefSeq, a predicted model, not a curated record
CUUACUAUGUGCCAGAGCUGGACAUCACAGGAGAUGAUGGGGAUGAUCAAGACAAGACCUAUGAGCCUGAAUCGUCAGAAAGUGACAGCAGUGACGAAGAGCAAUUAGCUAACGUUGAACCAGCUGAAAUCGAGCGCCCAAGGAAAAGGAAAUGUAAAGAAGGGAUGUGGAAAAGGAAUCUGGAGUAUAAGGAUCGGAAAGGUUGUUUGAUGCAGACGACACGGAUAAAACUUCCAGUGAAGCCCAAACGAACAAUACCGAUCCCAGCUCUGGAAAAUGAAGGAAGCUAUAGUUCUGUUUGUGAUGUUAGCCCAACAGUGAACCAAAGUGGAAAAAUAAAUCGAUCUCUAGUUCCUUACAGUGAAACAGAAUCAGAAAAAGACUCCACUUCUGAUGAACUAACGCCGAUGAAGGAAAAGAAAAAAACUAGAAAAAAGACAGCGGAAUCCGAAGAAUUGGAAGAAAAUGUUAGGAAGGAGAGGCGACAAACGGGUAGAUCAUACACCAGCUCAUGUG